Messenger RNA from Cladocopium goreaui, 1260 nucleotides. The record is from the annotation of a GenBank genome assembly. Lineage: Eukaryota; Dinophyceae; Suessiales; Symbiodiniaceae.
AUGCUGGGCUACUGUCUUUUUGACAGCGUCCUGGGCAUGACCACGAAGAUCCUAGUGAUUGCGGACACUUUCUGGAAGGCCAGUUACUAUACAUUCUGGGCCAUCGGCGUUGUCACGGUGAUGAGUGCUGCAGUGGGCUCUGAAGAUGACAACGACUGGGUGAAGAAGUUCUGGAGUUUGAAGGCACCUGUGAACGUCAAGAGUUGGCAGGCCACAGGAUUCAUCCUUAAGCCUUUGGGUCUUUACGUCUUGGGCACCUUCCUCUUUGUCACUCAGAUUGUGCUGAAGGAAGGGAUCAAGAGUGGUAGUGAGUGGCUGGAGCUCAGUGCUACGGACAAGCAGUCAAAGAAAUGCUUUUUCACUGAACAGAUAGAUUGGCAAACAGCUGAGAACCAUCCCAGCUUGUACCAGAACGAUAGCAACUUCACCAGUGACUUCCGGAUUCACCGAAGCGGAUUCACCAGGAUCCAGUAUUCCAAGGAGGACUACACGCAUAGCGAGUCCUUGACCAUGAGGACCCUUCUGCAUGCCCUCUGGGAUCUCUGGCGGAAGUACAUUCGUUUGACCCCACCCUCGAAAUGCCACGGCAGCGAUGCCAUUCGUCACUGGCCAGCCUUCAAUGUGCCGGAGCAGGACUUUUCCCUGACAGACGUGGAUUUGGAGAAACCGGCCUAUGCCAACUUCACUUUUGCUCCAGCAUACAUUGGUGGUGAAGGGUCCUUAUGGAAUCGUAGCUACUACUUCUCGGAACGUGUUCGAACUGCGUGCCACUACGAAUGUGCGGAGUGGGCCGAGGAAACGGCCGUGACCAAAUUGUUACAACUCUCUAUGGUGGUCGGUGGAGGGAUGGCCAUUGUGGCGGUCUCCGACAUCAUAGGAAAUAAACUCAUCGAUCGAGAUACGAACGUCGAAGAGCUGGCCAAGGUCAUUCCAGGUGACGUCCGGAUCUCUCUGAGUGCCCUGAGAUGCGGCUCCCUCUGGCCCUGGCUACGCCCUGCGGACGCGAAGCAACGAGUCUACUUCGCCGGCUGUUGGUGGGCUCUCAGUCUACUUCUUCUGAAGGUCAUGGCGGCCACAGCCGUCAUGCGCUUCUUUUACCGCCCGCUGGUGGUGAAGUAUUCCGAGUCGCUGGCCGACCGGGGUUUGGUGCGCUGCAUCUUCUAUGUGGGUCUCUUCAACACCUUCCUGCGCUCAAUGUUUUGUCACCUGAGCCUUGAAAAAUACCUGGUUCAUUCGUUAAUAAUCGUUAAUAGAUGUUAA